Messenger RNA from Sinocyclocheilus grahami, 1262 nucleotides. RefSeq names its product inflammation and lipid regulator with UBA-like and NBR1-like domains (gene ilrun). Lineage: Eukaryota; Metazoa; Chordata; Actinopteri; Cypriniformes; Cyprinidae. Gene Ontology annotation, molecular function: ubiquitin binding. The transcript is spliced from 5 exons. Gene Ontology annotation, biological process: macroautophagy. Gene Ontology annotation, cellular component: phagophore assembly site. Bases 154 to 1011 code for a protein of 285 amino acids. The record is from RefSeq and is a predicted model, not a curated record.
AUAGCAACAGCUGACGUUCCUCCGCACCAUAGUUACGUAGCGCGUGAUGUCACGCCCCGCCCGCAGCCAUGCGUACUGAGCUUGUUAUCGGGUCGCUUGUUAUGACUGGAGAAGGCCUCGGACUCAAUUAAAACUUAUCCCCGGGACAGCCGCAUGCUCAUGGAGGGCAUGGACAUAGACCUGGAUUCGGAGCUCAUGCAAAAAUUCAGCUGCAUGGGCACCACGGAUAAAGAUGUCCUCAUCUCGGAGUUCCAGAGGCUGCUGGGCUUUCAGCUCAACCCGGCGGGCUGCGCCUUCUUCCUGGACAUGACCAACUGGAACCUACAAGCAGCUAUUGGUGCAUAUUAUGACUUUGAGAGUCCAAAUAUCAACACGCCGUCAAUGUCUUUUGUGGAAGAUGUGACGAUUGGAGAGGGGGAGUCCGUUCCUCCAGACACACAGUUCACAAAGACAUGGAGGAUACAGAACACAGGUACAGAGUCGUGGCCCCCAGGUGUGUGUCUGAAGUAUGUUGGCGGGGAUCAGUUUGGUCAUGUGAACAUGGUGAUGGUGCGUUCUCUGGACCCGCAGGAGAUCUCAGACGUGAGCGUGCAGAUGCGCAGUCCGGCCGUUCCUGGCAUGUACCAGGGUCAGUGGAGAAUGUGCACUGCCACCGGACUCUUCUACGGAGAUGUGAUCUGGGUGAUCUUGAGUGUGGAAGAAGGAGGCCUGCUGGGCGUCACACAGCAGUUAUCCUCCUUUGAGACAGAGUUCAACACGCAGCCACACCGCAGUCUGGAGGGAGAUUUCAACCCUUUCGCCUCACCACAGAAGAACAAGCAGGACACCAAUGAGGAUCAUCUAAAAGACCCCGGGGGCCACUGGGAGGCCCCUCUGGACUCCAUUCAGCAAGAUCAAAAUGGACUCAAUCACAGCUCUGUAAAUAUUACACCAAAUGGUCUCCAAAACAACUUAUCAGUAGUGACUUACAGCCAGGGCAUUAAUGGACCCUUCCCGUUCGGACAGUCUUAAGAUACAGAAACCACCCGGUAGCUCAUCAGAGCUGCUGCUUUUGCCCUUUUCCAGGGUUCAGUGAGAGGAGGAAGAGAUUUACUCUAAAGACUUGGUGACCCUUCCUCUCCCCCGACGCACCAGAACAUCUCACAAAUGUGUGGACAAAUCUGUUUGGCUCCAAAUCAAUAUUGAACCAACACCUGAGUUACGCAUGUGUGAAUGCUAGAUUUAGAUGAGUGCUAGAAAUUCUAAAGAGAUAUAAUGAAAAA